Messenger RNA from Solanum pennellii, 1915 nucleotides. RefSeq lists its product as uncharacterized. The coding region runs from base 756 to 1442 and encodes 228 amino acids. Gene Ontology annotation, molecular function: zinc ion binding. The record is from RefSeq and is a predicted model, not a curated record. The transcript has 2 exons. Lineage: Eukaryota; Viridiplantae; Streptophyta; Magnoliopsida; Solanales; Solanaceae.
GUCAUGUAGAGGAUCACUUAGGCAUAUAGAAAUAUCACAUAUUUUUUAUCAAUCUUCAACAGGUGUGACAAUUAUUUCAUCCAAACAUGUAGUUAAGUUUGAGAAGACACUUUUGGCAAUUCUUUUUCACUACUAAGAAGAUGAAAAUGGGGUCCUCUCCCCCUUGUCAUUGUGUCCUUUGUGCUCCACAAGAAGAAAAAAUAAAGGAAAACUCUACUCCAUUGUCAUUGCAAGUCCAAUUACUCUCUACUUUUAGAAAAAGCAAAAGAUAACAAGAAAUUACUCCAACAUACUCACCAUUUCAGCCAUGCUUCUCAUCAUCAACUCCUUUAAAAUCCUUCAAUUUUCCCCCCUUUUUCCUCAGCCUCUGAUCUGAUAAUCAUCAGCUUCUCUUUUUUUCUCAAUUUAUGAGCUAAGAAGCAGUUACUUCAAGCCAUUUCCUUUGAAAGUUCAAUCUUUUAAGGUCAAAAGAGUUUCUUGAAAUGCUUCAAAAGUUGCAUCUUUUUCUCAUUCUGUGCUGAAAGGCAAUUUCUUUUUGAUGAAAAAGUGUCGAACUUUUUAAUGCAGAACCUCAAGAAUGCUACAAUUUGUCCUUGUUUUCUCAAUCUGUGAGCUGAAAGACAGUUUUUUUGGGCAAUGGGUACUUAAAAGUUUCAACUUUUAACACUUCUCAUCUUGAAUUUUGAUGAUUUUCGUUAAAUUCUUCAAUCUUUCUUCUCAAUCUGUGAACUGAAAGACAGUUUUUUGGUUGAAAAAUGCCUAAUCUUGGAGUUAAUAAAGCUGACACAGAGGCAAAUGGUGGUUCCAGCCGUCAUUCAUCGCCGCCGCGGAGGGCGAGCAGUGAGACAAUCACAACUGAUGGGAGUUUCCACUUAACUGAUUCUGAUUCUGACCAAUCUUGGCACUCACCUUUAGGCUCUAUGGAUGAUAUUUCAGUAUAUUGUGAUCAACAGCCACUGAGGAGGGAUAUUUCUUUGUCAGAUGAUGAGAUUGAUUUGGAGAGUGGUGAAUUGGAGAUGAAGUUUCAUAGUAAAGAAGAGAAGGAUUGUAGGAUUUGUCAUUUGAGUUUGUUGAGAAGUGGUGGAAUUAGUAGUGGUGGAGAUCAAGUGCAAGAGGCUUCAGGUGGGAUGGCUAUUGAGUUGGGAUGUUCUUGCAAAGGUGACUUAGGUGCUACUCACAAACAAUGUGCUGAGACUUGGUUCAAAACCAAGGGAAACACAAUUUGUGAAAUCUGUGGUGCCAAUGCACUGAACAUUGCUGGAGAGCAGACAAAUGAAGCCAAUAAUGCUUCAGUAGCCCCUCUUGCAGCGUCCGCAGCACCUAUAGCCUUUUCUGAAAGCCAAGGCUGUUGGCAUGGGCGCCGUGUCAUGAAUUUUCUACUUGCAUCUAUGGUUUUUGCCUUUGUCAUCUCAUGGCUUUUUCACUUCAAUAUAUUGCCCUAGAUGCUUCUGAAGAUCGUCCUGGCAACGUGGUUUGUAUUGUGAGGAUUCAACGUAACUUAACUAGCUUUUACACCGGUUGUCAAUCUACUGCAACUCUCCUCCUGAAUCCAGGCUUAGGACUUGCAGAAAUGUUUUCGUAACUCACAACAUUAACCAACUCCAAUCCCCAGAAAUUUCUACUAUCGAGCUACAUCUAGGCAGAUAACAGGUUUAUGAAAGGUGAUCUGGUAUCUGUGAACAUGUCAACGAUAUAUAGUGUUUCAGCCAUCAACUUCUCGGUCUUGUUUACGAUGAUGAUUGUUGACUAUAAUAGAAGAUAGUUUUGUUCAUCAAACAGCUUGCUGAAUUUUAAAGUUCUUCCUAUAUAGUGUACAUAUGUAAGUAUGUAUAUAGACGUAUAUCGAUGAAGCAGUAGCAUUCUGUUGUAUAUCAUCCUUGAGAACUCUAUACAAAUCUCUCAUGGCUGUUGCAAU